AUGUCAGUUACAAUGUGCCAAACGAUGGGUUUCGUUGUCUCAGCCCUGGGCUUCGCUGGCAUCAUCGCAUCCACAGGUCUGGAUAUGUGGAGCACACAGGACCUCUAUGAUAACCCAGUCACUGCAACAUUUCAGUACCAGGGUCUCUGGAGGAGCUGUGUAAGACAGAGCUCAGGAUUCACAGAGUGCCGACCCUACUUUACCAUCCUUGGCUUACCAGCUAUGUUCCAGGCUGUCAGAGCAUUGAUGAUCGUUGGGAUUGUACUCGGGGCGAUUGGUUUACUCAUCUCAAUCUUUGCCCUGAAAUGCAUCAGAAUUGGAAGUAUGGAAGAUUCAGCCAAAGCUAAUAUCACCCUGACAUCUGGAAUAAUGUUUAUUGUAGCAGGUCUUUGUGCAAUAAUUGGGGUGUCCGUCUUUGCCAAUAUGUUGGUGACCAACUUCUGGAUGACCACGUCUAGCAUGUACACUGGCGGAGCAAUCAGUGGCAUGGGCGGGAUGGGAGGGUUGCAGACUCUCCAAACAAGAUACACAUUUGGCUCAGCCCUGUUUGUUGGAUGGGUCGCUGGAGGAAUCACACUUAUCGGCGGCGUCAUGAUGUGCAUAGCAUGCAGAGGUCUGAUGCCUGAAGAAACCACCUACAAAGCCGUUUCCUAUCACACUAAUGCCAAAAGUGCCGGAUACAAGACGUCCGCCUAUGAAGGCAAGAAAUCCAUUUACAAUGAGUCUCGACGCAGUGAGGAUGGCAAGAGCGUCCCUUCAAAAUAUGACUAUGUGUAACUGUACAAGUGACCCUCCUGUAUAUACCCAAAUAUAAGAGCCUUCUAUACUUGGUGGUGUGCCCACUGAGACGCAGCUAACCAUGCAGUAAUUGGGACUCCAGUCAAUAAGUUAUCGGCCCUUAUAUUUGCACAAUAUUUUAAAAUCUUGAAUACAUUCUAUAUAAUCCUCAACUAUUAGUACAUGGAAUUAUUUGUACAUAUUCUCUCUCUCUCUCUCUCUCUCUCUCUCUCUCUCUCUACCCAUAACUAAUUUUACUCUCCAGAUCCAUGUUAUCCCUAUAGCUAAAUGUAAUACUCAGUAAAACAUAUAUGUAUAUUGUAUUGUAUUAUAGAAAGUGCCUACAGGUAAUGCAUACAAUGUACAGAAGGAGCAAAUCUUAACUAUGAAGCGGUGCCUCUGCACAUGCCAAUUGCACUGAUGUAGGGAUAACAUGGUGUAAGUGAUGGGUGUGUUUGUGCCAUGCAAUGUGCCACAAUUACGUACUUUGGAUGGCGCUCGGCAACUGGAGUAUUUAUAAUGGGUGCAGUGUGUGCAUUUUUUUUUUAAUACUUACCCCCCGGAGUCCCGCAUCGGCAGCAGCAGCACCCAUUUUCCUGGAGUUUCACACAUGUGCAGUAGGAAAAUCACUGGGAAAAUGACCACCACACCAUUUUCCAGGAGAUCUGCACAUGCGCACUAGACUCUGGGACAGUGCUAGGGUCCCCUUCUUAGUGACCCUAGUGCCCAGAAUCAACAGUGCUGCCGACUGGGCCUCCUCCUCUCUUAGUAGGUCCCUGUGCUUGACUACUACAUUAGCAUAUUGAGAUUUUCUCCAUCGAUUUGCUUAUGAGGUAUGUGUAAAACUAUAGUGAAGAUGUACAAAUAAACUGUUUGUAAGUAUUUUUUAGCUUUUUAAAUAUUGGUAUUUUUAUGCUAGUCAAGUUAUUAGUGGUGGCCUGCUACUUAAGAUAUGCUGACUGAUGCAGGGAUAUAUACAACUAAGUUAGUGCUAAUUUCCACAUUACCAAUUUAAAGCUUGUAGAGAAAUUUGGUAUCUAUAUUUUUUAUGUCAUAAUAAACAUUUUUUAAAAUAUGCUAUAUACAGUAUGUAUAUAUAUAUAUUUUUAAAUCAAGUCGAUAAACCCUAUCAUCCAAAAAAUUAUACAGCUAUAUGUGCUGACACGUCAACUCUAUAAUGUCGUCCAGUUCUAGGUUUUCCUCAAAACAGUAAUUAUAUUGGUACAACCAUUCUAAAACAACGUAGGGGUAAAUUUACUAAGAUGGGAGUUCUAUUUAAGAUGGGAUGUUGUCCAUAGCAACCAAUCAGAUUCCAGGUAUUAUCUUUUAGAAGGUGCUAGGUAAAUGAGGAGUAGAAUCUGAUUGGUUGCUAUGGGCAACAUCCCAUUUUAAACAGAACUCCCAUCUUAGUAAAUUUACCCCGUAGUGUCUGUUCCAACUGAACAAUGCAUAGGUUAAAAAGAGUUCUAUUAUCCAGAAGAGAGAGUGAAAGUGGAUCACUGUGUAGAACCCUGACCACAUAACAAUGAUACAAAGAUCUAGAAUUUAUUAUCAUCAACUUCAUGUGUCUUUAGACAUGUCACACAUGAUCUUAUCGCCUUACUCCAAGUCAACAAGAACUAGAUUGUGAGCUUAUGUGGACAGAAAAUCUAUACUUGAAUAAUGCUAUUUACAAUACUGUGUAAAACUCUGUGUAAUAUAGGAUGAGUCUCCGAUAUCUAAAAUGCUUGGGACCAGAAGUAUUUUGGAUUUUAAUAUUUUGGAUUUUGGAAUAUUUCCAUAUAAUAAUGAAAUAUUUUGGGAAUGGGACUCAAGUCUAAACAUUAAAUGCGAUGAUGUUUCAUAUACACCUUAUACGCCUGAAGAUAAUUUUAUACAAUAUUUUGAAUUCUUAUGUUCAUGAAACAAAGUUUGUGUACAUUGAACCAACAGAAAGCAAACGUUUUACCAUCUAAGACUGAGUCAAAAAAUUUUGGUUUUUCAGAAUAUUUUGGUUUUCGGAACUCCCGAUAUGGGAGACUCAACCUCUAUAACCUAGCAACAGUGUGUAAUUUAUUCAGGAAAGUUUGCUAUAAGCCAUUUUUUUUAAUCUGUUGCAUCGAAAUUUCAUUGCCAUGUAUUUUGAAUUUUGUAACAAGAUGAUUUCCCCUAUUUACUUUCUCAGUUUAAAAUAGUUCAGUUUCUGGCGGGAAUAAGCAAACUUUUAAUAACUUCUCAGACCUUCUGCAGAGUUCCAAAUAACCGAUCCAGAAAACUUUCUAGCACAGGUCAUCAAAACGAUAAAGAUGAAAAUUCAGCAAUGUACAUUCAUGGCAGGGAAGGGAAUUUUAAGAGCUUUCAAGAGUUUUUCAAUGAAGCAAUUGCAAUUCACAUUCAGGUGUCCCGUACAUCUCUGUUCAGCCCUUUGCUGGUUUAGCUGUUGCAGACUUUACUCAAGUGCAUUUCUCCCAGUAAGUUAAAAAAUACAUAAAUUCAGAUUUUACACACUGUCAGAGUUCUAUGAUGUUUUAUAGGAGAGCAGGAAAAAAGCAUUGAGAAAACAUUUCUAUUGCAUUUUGAAAGCAAAACGCAGACUUUUCUAAGAUUUUAUUGCCCCAUACAAUCAGCGAGUUGUUCCAGUUUAAGGUUCUAUGGAGUAUCAGUACAAAUUAAUUUGCAAUUCUACUCCUCUUCUUUGAAUAAAGAUGGAUUUCAUUUCAAAAAGCCCUGUGCCUUUCUAUGUUAUCAUAAAUACUGGAGAAGAUCGAGUUCUCUCCUAAAACGCUUUUUUUGUGCUGCUGCUUUGGAAAGAAACAAAAUUAUAACUUUUCUUUUGCAUGAAUAAGUAAUAAUUUCUCAUUUACCUGGUGCCACAAUUUCAUAAUACAUUAUAAAUUAUAACUUAGAAAACCAAAUCCUUCAGAAGUGGGCCAUCCAUCCCUUAGUUUUUACUUUCCGGUGCAGCCAUGUUGGCGGAGAUUACUAUAGAUAAACAGAAACUGACCUUCCUCGUUUUAUAAAAAAUAUAUUUAUCCUGCAGAUGGAGCAGAUUGUACGGCAGCGAAAGGUGCACUAUGAAACAGACUUUAUUAUAUUUAAAUUCAUUUGAGUUAUUCAAAGCUAAACUUCUCAUCUAUUUACCAUAAAGCACUGAUUCUCCACUUAAACUUUAGCCAUAGCGCAUUGUCCACUGCAACAAAUUCUGCUCCAUCUGUACCUGCUCGAUAUAGCAAUUGUAGUAAUAGCAUUUUAGAUACUUAGUUUGGGCAAUGUCUUUCUUUGAUGGGCAACAAAUAGCUUCUGGUGUCAGAAGUACAUUUAAGGUACAUUUAAGGUUCACCAUGGCUUUUAUAUAGCUUAUUAACUCUUUGGGAAUGUGUAAUACUUUUAUUUGUACACUUACACAAUAAAAAGAUUCCUUUAGCCAAUGUUAUUCUAUGUGAUAGGAUUUCUGUAUGACUUACUACCUGAGUUUCAUAAUUCUGUUUGUAGAAAAUGCUUUUUAUUGUUAUAUUUGUUUACAUGUUUGUUAUUCAUCAAUAAAUGUACCAAAAACUGA
This is a messenger RNA of Pseudophryne corroboree (corroboree frog), 4315 nucleotides long. RefSeq names its product claudin 18 (gene CLDN18). The transcript has 5 exons. Gene Ontology annotation, cellular component: bicellular tight junction; plasma membrane. The coding region runs from base 1 to 777 and encodes 258 amino acids. Gene Ontology annotation, biological process: bicellular tight junction assembly; cell adhesion. Gene Ontology annotation, molecular function: structural molecule activity. Lineage: Eukaryota; Metazoa; Chordata; Amphibia; Anura; Myobatrachidae. The record is from RefSeq and is a predicted model, not a curated record.